Messenger RNA from Triplophysa dalaica, 3334 nucleotides. RefSeq names its product solute carrier family 22 member 7-like. The record is from RefSeq and is a predicted model, not a curated record. Gene Ontology annotation, molecular function: transmembrane transporter activity. Bases 788 to 2350 code for a protein of 520 amino acids. Gene Ontology annotation, cellular component: membrane. NCBI's taxonomy places the organism in Eukaryota, Metazoa, Chordata, Actinopteri, Cypriniformes, Nemacheilidae. Gene Ontology annotation, biological process: transmembrane transport. The transcript has 13 exons.
GCUAACAGCUGUCAAUGGGCUUUUGCAGGUUUGGGUUGAGAUGCGCUUCAGUUUAUAAUGCACACAUUCAACAUGUUACAGACUUUGUUCGCUCGAUUAAUCACUGUCAUCUCACUCUAGUUUCUCCCAUUAUGACUGUACUUUGUGUUAUAAUUGUGGCCUUAAAGACGUGUUAAUUACUGAAUAACCUUCUGCUAUGUGACAUUUGCUGCACGAUCUGUUCUAGUAACUGUAUGCUCUCUAGAUCUAAUUGUUUUUGGCGCCCCUAGCAGUUAACUAACUAGAAUAACUCAACAGCAGCAGAGGUUUGAGGAGGGGCUUCAUUUUGCAUUUAUGUAUACAGUGCUGUUUUAAACUUAAGCACUUUAUUUGACUCUGCCGGUCACACAUCUCAGCACUCGAACAUCUGCAAGCAGCUGUGCACAGUGUUCAAACAGAGUGCUGUACCUCCUGUGGUCUAAUGCCUGCUGUGAGGCGAAAAGGGUAAAGGAAUGGACUUGAAAAGAGUUCACACAGUGUUCCCCGAUCAGAAUUAUAAUUUUCAUGCAGUACUUUAAGGUAUUUGCAAUCCCCUGGGAUCGAACCCACAACCUUGCUCUUACCACUGAGCUACAGGAAAGCUCAGUGUCUCAGAUUAAAGCACAACAUUCGUAGACAUGGUUAACUAGGGACAUAGGCCUAGGCAAAAACCAGCCAACAUCAAGCGAUUUCUCUUCUGAGUUGCAAUCCCUACUGAUCCAGAAUAUUACAGUGACGACCGGACCAUAUUCAUUACCAAGAGGUCAAUAUGAAGUUUGAAACUAUUCUGGAAGAGGCAAAUGGAUUUGGGCGAUACCAGAUCGCACUGGUCAUGCUACUGGCCAUACCACGUCUAACACUCCCAUGUCAUUUCCUUUUGAACAACUUUAUCACUGCCAUCCCGUCUCACCACUGUGACAUCAGCCAUCUGGAUGCUGAUUGGAUCUUGGGCAAUUUGAGUCAGGAAGAAAAACUGACUGUCAGUAUUCCUGCACAUGAAGAUGGAACUCCUGUUUCCUGUCAAAUGUUCUCUCAUCCUCAGUUCCACCUGCUGUCAAACUCAUCCAGUCUUCCAGAGUUUCCUCUAGUUCAGUGUCAGAAUGGAUGGGAGUAUGAUAACAGUACAUUUAGCAGGACUCUGGCAAAACAGUUUGAUUUAGUUUGUGACAAGAAGGGGCUGAACCAGGCAUCAGGAACCAUAUUUUUUGUGGGUGUCAUGAUCGGAGCUGCGUUUUUUGGUGUGAUCAGUGACAAGUAUGGUCGUAGGAAUAUGUUGCUGUUGUCCUACAUCUUAGCUAUAGUGUUCAGUGCUGCUAGCGCCUUCUCCAGUACCUUUAUCAUGUUUGCUACCUUACGCUUUCUAACCGGAUUUUCUCUGACGGGUAUCUCCAACAUAUCAGUUGUGCUCAGCGUUGAGUGGGUGGACACUAAGCACCGUACAUUUGUUGGAGUGUUUGGCAGUCUUUCCUGGGUAGUAGGCAAUAUGCUGCUGGCCUGCAUUGCCUUUCUGGUCACUGAUUGGAGGAUGCUGAUCAUUAUUGUCUCUUCUCCUCUUCUACUCGCUGCAGCCACCUGGUGGUGGAUCCCUGAAUCAGCCCGAUGGCUCAUAGCCAAUAAUAAGCCAGACAAAGCAUACAAGUAUCUGGAAAAAUGUGCUGUGUAUAAUAAGAAACAAGACUUCAUGUCGAAAAUCAAGCCAGAGACUCUAAUAAAUUUGAUGAAUGUAGAUAACCCGGACCACAGUUAUACCUAUUUAGACCUAUUUAAAACCCCACGUCUGAGGAGACUUGCACUGUUUACAGCCAUAGUGUGGUACGGUGUUUCGUCUACAUACUAUGGCAUCAGUUUGAACAUCACUGGCUUUGGGCUCAACCCUUUUCUGACGCAUUUCAUUUACGCUGCCAUAGAGCUGCCUGCAAAAAUCCUUAUUUACUUCUGUCUCAACAAGGUUGGCCGUAGGGUCUGUCAGUCCGGGACACUGAUAUUAACAGGAUUCUGUAUACUCAUCAAUAUCCUCACACCUACAGAGUACUGGACGUUCAGGACUGUAAUCGCGGUGCUGGGUAAAGGGCUUUCAGAGGCUUCAUUUACGACCGUGUUCCUGUACACCACAGAGAUCUUUCCCACGGUCCUAAGGCAGAAUGGACUUGGCUACACCAGUUUCAUGGCUCGGCUGGCAGCCUCCAUUGCUCCUCUUAUCAUGCUCUUAGAAGAUGUCCCAGAGAUGAUUUUCUGCUCGUUGGCCAUCCUUUCUGGUGCCGUCGCUUGGCUUCUUCCUGAAACCAGUAACAAAAGAUUGCCAGAAACCAUAGAAGAUAUUGAAUGGAAAUAGCUCUACCUUUUUGAAAAGACUGGGUUUCAAAAGACUGAAAUGUGGAAAUUUGCCCAAGAGGAGUAAAACUGAUAACUGUGAAAUACAGUCUCAAAUAUCUUUUAUUUUUUAAGAAAAAAGUCAAGUUUAUUUGUUUUGUUUUGCCUUAUUUAUUUUUCCUUAACAAAUCUCAGAGAUGCUCAUCACAAAAGGCUGUAUACCUUCACAUGAUGGUUUAGAUAUCAGCUUCUCUAUAUAUUUAGAUAAGAAUUGUAGAUUUAUAUUGAGUUCGUUUUCCUUUUUUUUCCUCUACUUUAUGACACAGCACCAUGGACAGCACCCACAUUAGCAACGGUAUAUUUAAAGGGAUACUUCACCCAUAAAUGAAAAUUCUGUCAUAAUUCACUCACCUUAGAGUUGUUCCAAAUCUGUAUACAUUUCUUUGUUCUGAUAAACCUCUGAGAAAGAUUUUUGGAAGAAUGUGUAUAACUAGACAGAGUUUCCCCCCCAUUGACUAACAUAGUAGGAAAAAAACAAUGGUCAUAAAAAGUGACCCAGAACUGUUUGCUGUCCUACAUUCUACAAAAUGUCUUUUGUGUUACACAGAACAAAAAAAGACAAAGUAGUUUUCCUGCUAUAGGAGUCAAAGGGGGGCAAGAUCUGCUUGAUUAUAAGCAUUCUUUCAAAUAUUUUGCUCUAAGUUCAUCAGAACAAAGACAUUUAUACAGAUUUGGAACAACUCGAAGGUGAGUAAAUGAUAAAAGAAUUGUCAUUGUUGGGUGAAGUAUCCCUUUAAGCUGUAUGAUAGCACCACGGAAAGCUCCACAUUGACUUCUUGCAAAUAGGACAUCUCGCCCAAGACUUCCUUAUUUGGAAACCCUAUGUAAUCACCAAAGAGCAAUCAAUCAAUACUAGUAUAUUCUCUUUACAUGAGUUGUAUUAAUAGAUUAAUGUGGCCCUGAUCAUGUGACCACAAAUAAAGAUUAAAAUCUGUUUGCAUCACAC